ACAGUUUCAAUCGUGAUGGGAGUUCCAACUGUCAAGCGGGAGGUGCACAGUUACCUGACUGACACAUUGAACUCCCUCAUUUAUGAACUGUCCCCAGAGGAAAAGCAAGAUUGUGUGAUUGUUGUACUCAUUGCAGAGACAGAUUUAGCAUAUGUAAAUAGUGUUGCGGAAAAUCUCAAAAGUUUAUUUCCAAAUGAAAUUCAGUCGGGUCUGCUUGAAGUCAUUGCCCCCUCGGUGAAUUACUAUCCUGAUUUCUCUCAUCUGAAAGAAACGUUUGGUGAUCCCAAAGAGCGGGUCAGAUGGCGAACAAAGCAGAACCUGGAUUAUUGCUUUUUAAUGAUGUAUGCUCAAUUGAAGGGCACAUAUUAUGUACAGUUGGAAGAUGAUAUCGUGGUGAGACCCAAUUAUUUAAGCACAAUGAAGAAUUUUGCACUGCAGCAACCAUCUGAAGAGUGGAUGAUCCUGGAAUUUUCCCAGCUGGGAUUUAUUGGAAAAAUGUUCAAAUCACUGGAUCUAAGUCUGAUUGUGGAGUUUAUUUUGAUGUUCUACAAGGACAAGCCCAUCGAUUGGCUGCUAGACCACGUUCUAUGGGUUAAAGUCUGUAACCCAGAAAAGGACGCAAAGCACUGUGACCGACAGAAGGCAAACCUCCGAAUCCGUUUCAAGCCGUCCCUAUUUCAACAUGUUGGAACACACUCAUCACUGGCCGGAAAGAUCCAGAAAUUAAAAGAUAAGGAUUUUGGAAAACAUGCCUUGCACAAAGGACAUUCCAAUCCCCCAGCGGAGGUAACUUCCAGCCUGAAAACAUACCAGCAUUUUACACUGGAAAAGGCUUACCUGGGAGAGGACUUCUUCUGGGCUUUCACCCCCGUGGCUGGUGAUUUUAUACGUUUCAGAUUUUUUACGCCAGUGAAAGUGGACAGGUUUUUCUUUCGCAGUGGGAAUAUCGAGCACCCAGGUGACAAGCUCUUCAACACCACGGUUGAAGUGUUGCCUUUUGACACAGAACUGUCAUGGAAGGAGACCUUACUGGAUGGUAAAGACAAGACUCCCAAAUACCAGAGAACAGAAGAUGGAUACAUCAGAAUCGCUUUCUUUAUAAAUGGUAUCGCCGAGGGAGUUGUGGAUCCAAUGUUUGGGCCACUGGAGGUCGUCCGUCUGUCCACCCUAUCAGAUUCGCCAGUUUGGGUGAUACUCAGUGAGAUAUUUAUAAAGAAAGCCGAGACUUAAAAGUAGAGAAGAUUUAGUUUUGACUAUGAUGGAGUGGGCUUUCCUCUGGACUGGAACAGUUUAUCUCAUGGAGUCUCGUCUUUGAUCAUCGAUUUCAUUGCAGAAAGACUCAACCGCCUGCUGGUCAAUUCAGGAAGAGAGGGAAAACCUUGAGUAAGGCAAACCCCUUCCCCUUCCCCCUCCAAAAACUGUGUACUCUGAUACAUCAAAGAACAGCUUGUGCCUGACAGGACUCCAUUUUAUACUUAACAAACAAAGAUUGUGUGAAAAAAAAAUCCAUUUAUAAUAGGAUCUUCCAUUCCAAUGCAUAUUGAUCCAGUCUAUUAAAUGUGGCAAAAUUUUUAACCUCUACCUUAUUGAUUGUAUCGGCUGUGAGGUACUGACUGAUGGACAUCUUCACUUGGGAGGAAGAUGAGUGAAGGAGGAGGACUGGGAUAGCUAGCACCCCUCAUUGAAGGGAGUAGGUUUGUGGUGCCUCUCCAAUUGAAGAAAGAGGAUACAGACCGGAAAUAUGAGGAUGGUCUCUGAACGAGGAAUGUCUCAAAUCAGGGAUUUAUCCAGAUCAUUUACAUACAAAUUUUUACUCAUUUUAGAGACAAUUUUAUAACCACUAAAAUCAAUAAUAUUUCAGAUAUAAGCCUGACUGCUGAUUCUUAAUACCUGAAAUAUUUGACUCAAAUUGAAUUCCUUCAGAAAGGAUGCUGGAUAAAUCCCAUGUAGAUCUCCCAUGUAGAUUUGAAGAUUAAACGUGGCAAGAAAAAUUGCUAUUUCAGUGGGGUUUGGUGAGGGGGUGGGAGGGUGAAAGUUUGAAGGCAAUUUGACCCUUUUACUGCUGACCUGGUGGUUUGGAAAUUUGACAGAAAAAGUUGAACGUGAAUGCUCUGCUCCUGAUCCUCUGAAGGUUGAAGGCUACUCAGUGUCAAGAGCUCAUUCAUUUACUUUGCCCACUGAAUGCAGAUCUUUGUUUUUAAAUCCUUGUCAACCAAAACAAAGCUGUAUGAGACUCUCUGCUUAUUUAUGGUCCAAAUGUUGAAGGCUCUGAAUGUUGCCAUGUCAAUAAUUGUACUGCAAAAGUUGGUGUGAUUGGAAAGUAGAAGACUCUCUGUGAUCACAUCAACCUUUUCAUGUAAAAUUAUUGUUGGGAGGAAUUCUACUCCCAAGGUCUUUUUAUGUUAACAGUAAUAAAGUUCAGUGAAUGGAAGAAAGAAUUUAAUAUAUUCAUUUUAUAAACUGUACUAUUUUACACAACAAUCUGUAAAUGCAGUCCAGUUUGUAGAUAAUAAAUGUGUAUCAUUAAUAAUGCCUAAUUGUGGAUGGAGGGAAAUCAUUGUAAUCAAAUGACCAUGAAUUAGUCUCAGUAAGUCUAGUUAACCUGAAUAUUUGGACUUCAUUUGAGUAAAGACUGACUGGUCUCCUAAUGGCUCAGGUUGUAAAGCUAUUUGGCUGUAGUUUCCUGUUUUCUGUCUCCCUCCCUUUUUAAAUAAAGGAUUUAUAUUCAAAUCUAAUAAAGGUUUCCCUGAA
This is a messenger RNA of Rhincodon typus (whale shark), 2751 nucleotides long. It is a transcript of the gene mgat4b, whose product is annotated as alpha-1,3-mannosyl-glycoprotein 4-beta-N-acetylglucosaminyltransferase B. The annotation marks the transcript as partial. Gene Ontology annotation, molecular function: acetylglucosaminyltransferase activity. NCBI's taxonomy places the organism in Eukaryota, Metazoa, Chordata, Chondrichthyes, Orectolobiformes, Rhincodontidae. Gene Ontology annotation, cellular component: endoplasmic reticulum-Golgi intermediate compartment; Golgi stack; endoplasmic reticulum. The record is from RefSeq and is a predicted model, not a curated record. Gene Ontology annotation, biological process: protein N-linked glycosylation. The transcript has 12 exons.